Messenger RNA from Fusarium odoratissimum NRRL 54006, 1855 nucleotides. RefSeq lists its product as uncharacterized. Lineage: Eukaryota; Fungi; Ascomycota; Sordariomycetes; Hypocreales; Nectriaceae. The transcript has a single exon. The coding region runs from base 253 to 1299 and encodes 348 amino acids. The record is from RefSeq and is a predicted model, not a curated record.
GCCUGCUCUGAACCAUCUUCUUGGGUUUAUCCUUACAUAUUGCUGACAAGCAGUGCCGAGAGUGGACUGCCAUUCACCUUCCUGACACAUCGACGUGCAUACGCGAACGAACCAACAACCAACAGACGGACAAACCAACAGCCCGUCACAGCGGUUCGCAUUAAUUGACUGCCAUUGCAUUACGGCGUAGCUACGGAUACGGUACGGCACUGCACUGCACUGCAUCGCAUCGCAUUGCAUCACCAUACGAAAAUGGCAUCCGAAUUACGACGACCAAGGAUCCAGUACUCCAGACUAAGCACUUCCAAAGACGAGGUCCGUUUCUUGGAGAUUGAACCUGCAAACACAGUCAAUGACCAAGUCGUCUGUCGCCUCGUUACUCUCCCUUUAAGCCGAGACGUCGAAUUCAUCGCCAUCUCCUCAUUACUCGGCGACCCCGCAGACCAAGACAGAAUCAUUCUCGACCGAAAUCCCAUUCCCGUCCCCGUCCACAUCGCCCUCGCCCUCAAACAUGUCCGAGCCGUCUUCUACCCCGCCGUGAGCAAAUCGAGUGAGAGUCUGGGCAGGGAGAAAAGGUCACCAAAUUGGCUGAGGAGCCUUCUCAGGCAUUUCGGCGGGAGAGAGGUGGACAACAGGCCGAAGCUGCGGGUAUGGAUCGACUGCAUCUGCAUCAACUCAAUGGACUCGAGGGAGAAUUCCAAGAGCAGAGUCAUCAUGUACCACGUGUACCAGCGCGCGCAGAUGGUAGUGGGCUGGGUGGGACUCAAGAUACCGCAGACAGAUCUGGGCAUCCAGCUCAUCCAAGCAUUUGACAAUGCUAUGCCCGAGACGUGGCAAGAACCCGGCGACAAAGAGGAACAUCCUGAGAACUACUCGCCCCAUCACGAGUGGGCAAUUCCCAUUAUCCACUUAUUCGACCCUCAAAGCGACGCUGCCAUUGGAACUGCGGACUUUCUCAACAGGAACUUCUUCCACCGGCGCUGGAUCCUCGAAGAGAUGGCCAUGGCCAGGGUACCGACCUUUUUAAUUGGUGAUGCGAUUGUUUCGUGGAAACAAUUGCUACGACUGAAUCUUGCGAUGGAGGAGUUCAAGGAUCACGAGUCAAACGUCUGCCCCGCAUCUACAAGGCCCAUGAUACACGAGUUUCCAUUGGGCACGAUCCACGCGUUGUUGGAUGAGUUUGAGAAGAGGAAGAAGAUGGCAAAGAUGGAGUCACUCAACAGCACCUCUGUCACAGGAAGUGUCACCAGCGCAGACUCGAUAAGCCACCAGGAUUCGAACACGAGGUCGAUACCAUGAACAAAGUGUUACGGAGUAGAAGGGAUAUCCAUGUUUUAGCAGCUUUGAUACCGCUUGAUUUCUAGCACUUACGGACUUAGUUCACGUUUCUUAUGUUUCAAUAAAUAUACCAAUUCGUUUCUAGAACCAACAAGUGGGAUUCAGAAUGGAGCCUCGGUGAUAACGCGGACUGGAUUCAAGUCAGUUGGUUGAUCACCACUAUCAAGUGGACACAUGAAACGUUAUGGCUUGAGAUAGGGCCAUGCAGCUCAAUCGCACUCAUUCUAGUUCCCGACCAAAGAAGCUUUUCUGAAUCGUCGUCGAAACCUGUAUGAAGCGUGUUAACUAAACUCAAUAUUGAUUCCAUGCGCUACCGCGGCUACACCUUCUGAUGACACUCUGAAGGUUACAACACCGCCUGUCACGAGAGCCAGAACCUCGGUACCGCCAAGCUCAAUGUUACCAAGAUUUCCAGAAACAGGGUCGUAUUCUCAGGCCUUCCCGAUCAGCGCAAAACACUGGAGAAAGGUAACAACGGCCACUAGAACAAAAGAGGUCGAGAUACCGAAUGAAAACG